AUGUAUCCUGCAGUGUAUAGUUUACAUUUACAUCUAGAAGAUCAACACCCAGUGACUUUCCGAGCAAAUGAAGAUCUAAUUAACGUUGUCAGUUUAGAUCGUUCCAGAAAAUCGAUGUUAACAGAAUUUUUUACAUUAAAUCGAGUAGAUGAUAAUGCAAAGAGAUUACUGUAUAAAGAAUUUCCGGAAUAUUAUGUUUGGAACCAACAAUACAAAGAGUGGACUCCUCGGAAAAAGAAAACUGUUAUAGGUCGUAUUGUUACAGUAAAUCCAUUUGAAGGCGAGAGAUAUUAUCUGCGGAUAUUACUAAACCAUAUAAGAGGACUUUUGUCCUUUGAAGAUCUUAGAACAGUUGAUGGUGUUGUGUCCCCAACAUUUCGCGAAGCAGCAACAAUGCAUGGUUUGCUACAAAGAGAUAGUAGCUUAGAAGAUUGUUUACAAGAAGCAUCUCUGUAUCAAAUGCCCUCCAGUUUUAGACGAUUAUUUGCAACAAUAUUGGUUUAUUGUAAUCCAACCAAUCCCAGGGAACUAUGGGAACGUUUCGAGCAAGACAUGUCAGUUGAUUUCAAAUCAACAGAAAAUUCUAUAUCAAAUGUAAAAACCAAAGUAUUGAGGACAAUCUCCUUCACAAUCGAAUCAAUGGGCAAAGAUAUUAAUUCCUACAAUCUACUUGAUGAUGACAUCUGUUUUGAUGAAGAAGAAUUUCAGUCUAGAGAAAUUGAUGAUGAAUUGGCAGUUGAAAUUCCAGAAGAAGAUAUUGCCGCAUCAGAAUCUCUUAACAGUGAACAAAAACAUGUCUAUAAUGCAGUGUUGGAAAAAGUAUUUGCAAACCAAAAUGCUGCAUUCUUUGUAGAUGGCCCGGGUGGUACAGGGAAAACAUUCUUAUACAAAGCACUUCUCGCAACAGUACGAUCAAGAAAAUUGGUAGCACUUGCAACUGCUUCAUCAGGUGUUGCCGCAUCUAUUCUUCCGGGAGGUCGAACGGCACACUCACGUUUCAAGCUUCCACUUGAUACUGACAAAAAAAGCACGUGUUGUGUCAGCAAACAAAGUGCAUUGGCAAACCUACUUCGUUCAGCAAAACUAAUAAUAUGGGAUGAGGCUCCAAUGACAAGAAAACAACACAUCGAAACAUUAGAUAAAAUGUUACGAGACAUCAAUAAUUCGGAUGUAACAUUCGGUGGAAAGGUUGUUGUUUUCGGCGGAGAUUUUCGACAGGUUUUACCAGUGGUUCGCAAAGGAACGAGACAAGAACAGGUUACUUCCAGUUUGGUUUAUUCGUAUUUGUGGCCUACAUUGACCAAGUUCCACUUAACUGAAAAUAUGCGAGCAAGAUUUGAUCCAGUUUUUUCAGAUUAUGUGUUAGAAGUAGGCAACGGAAUGCCGCCGAACACAAUUGAUGAAACCAUAAAAAUCCCGAAUGGGAUGCUUGUUCCCUAUGAAGAUGACAACACUUCUUUAGACCAUUUAAUCGAAGAUGUUUUCCACAAUAUUCAAGAAUAUUCAGCAAAUAUUUCAACUAUGAUGAAUCGGGCCAUAUUAACACCAAAGAAUGGUUCUGUUGAUGAAAUAAAUGCAUUGUUGAUUCAUAGGUUUCCAGGUAAAGUUCAUCGAUAUUACAGUUUUGAUGAGACAAUAGAUGCAUCAGAACAAUCAGUUAUGGAAGAUUUCUUAAAUACUCUAACCCCAAAUGGACUUCCGCCUCAUGAAUUAUUACUCAAGAAAAACUGUCCCAUCAUGCUGCUUAGAAACAUUAAUCCUUCAGAAGGUUUAUGCAAUGGAACCCGUUUAAUUUGUCGAUCUUUUGAUCGAAAUAUCAUAGAUGCAGAAAUUGCAGUUGGACAUCAUAUCGGAAAAAGGGUGUUCAUUCCAAGGAUACCAUUCUUACCAAAUGUUGAUGAAAAUAGUGGUUUCCCAUUUAAACGAACUCAGUUCCCUAUAAGAUUAAGUUUCGCAAUGACUAUAAAUAAGUCACAAGGGCAGACAUUGGAUUAUGUUGAGAUUUAUUUACCUCAACCAGUUUUUUCACAUGGUCAAUUAUAUGUGGCUUUAUCAAGGGCCAAGACAGCAUCUACAGUGAGGAUUCUAAUACGACCAGUGUCCACUGAACAACGGGAGAAAAUGCGGACGGUGUAUACAGCAAUAAAGGAUAUCACUCCGAAUACAAGAAACUGGAAAAUUAAGAUGAUCGUUGCGGAGAAGUCGCCCAAACGAAUAAGCCAACGUACAAAUGUGAAGUACCAAAAUUUGACAUUAUUUGAUGAAGAGGGAAAUCGUGUACAGGCAGCAAUGUUUGGAGCUGAUAUGUCAAACCAGUUGAUCCAAGAUAUUUUAGCUGUUGCGAUCAAAAUUAAGCCAAUUAAAGAAGUAACGACAGCAUAUGGACCAACAACUAUCCAAGAGAUAUAUGUCAUUGAUGAAAGGGCGGAUGAUAAUGAUUUGAUCAUCAAAAGUAUCAUUGCAAGAAACCUAACAUACCCAUCUGCCCCUCUGUCAUCUGUUGGUAUCCGAGAAAUUGUGAAGAACUGCGAUAUUGCAGAGAUGAUGAAGGGUCUGCAACCCAUGGAGAUAGCUGCUAUUAUGUUUGGUGAAGUAGCAGAAGAGGCAUUUGGUUGUUCAGCAAUUGAGUUGAUAGAGAAUUCUGGAGAGGAACAUCAACCAUAUAUAAAAAGCGUUGCAGACAAAUUAUCAACAAAAAUAUGGAAGAUUCAAGUUUAUGCAGAUCCAGAGAAACUGAAUGAGAAAAGACAUAAGCAUUUUAAUGUUCUCUCUAUCGAGGCAAUGGAAGAUGAGAGAAAUGCUGGAUCAUCAUCUUAG
Messenger RNA from Juglans regia (Persian walnut), 2817 nucleotides. RefSeq lists its product as uncharacterized. Gene Ontology annotation, biological process: DNA repair; telomere maintenance. Gene Ontology annotation, molecular function: DNA helicase activity. The transcript has 7 exons. The record is from RefSeq and is a predicted model, not a curated record. NCBI's taxonomy places the organism in Eukaryota, Viridiplantae, Streptophyta, Magnoliopsida, Fagales, Juglandaceae. The coding region runs from base 1 to 2817 and encodes 938 amino acids.